UCCUCUGCUGCACAGAGAAUCGUAGGGUACAGAAAAGCAUCCUGGCUUACAUACUGUCAUAACCCGGCUCCUAGGCCAUGACAAAUAUGGGAAGGGACAAAGGUGGAUGGUGUUAAAUCAAAAGAUAUUUUCUGUAACAAAAUUAACGACUUAAGAAAGAACUACAUAUGGAAUGUGGCUAAUCAGUAAAUCAGUAAUGCAGAUGUGAGUGAGUGAAAACAGUGUCAUGUAAGGUAAGCAUAACGAAAGAAAAACCAAACAAAGGCAAAACGUGCAGUGUCAGAGGAGAUGAGUCCAAGUGGAGAGAGAGGACAAACAACACUGAAGCUGGGCUUUCACUCUCCAGAAGCAUUCAGUUCAGCCCAGGUGCUCAGACUCAGCCGCUGCACUCCUGUGACACCUUCAAGAACAGAGGGAAAAAACCGUCUCUGUUAAAUUACAACCAACUUAGCACCUCAGGGGCCGUCAUGCUGCACAAUGCAACCAGUUGCAGGAGAAAAUACUUUUAUUUCUGGCAAUGUGACAUUCUUUUAGGCCUGCAAAAAACAGGAUAAAUGUCCCUAUAGACAGAGAAUGCAGUGUGAUAUAUCAUUUCUGAAUGUCCGUUUCACAACUUCACCAAUGGCCUUAUUUUUGAGAAACUCACUAUUUUGCUGAACCUCGUUUAUAAUUUAUACAGUGGCAGGACAGAUUCAGGUAUUUCUUCCACAAAACAAAAGGUCACAAAGCUUUUAAUCUGAUUUUAUUGACUUUAUUUUGCAAAGAUUCCUGUUUCCAGAACUUAUACUGACUCUGACUGACCUUUCUGCUCCUGAAAAAGUAGAUUUUAACAUGAUUUCUGAGGCCCUACAUGAGAGAUACUUAACUGGCUUUGCUCGGGGGCCACUUCUGCAGGAAGACAGGGGGCCAGUUAAUAACUAACAUCAAUCAUUAAUAUAAAAAAAUAAUAGCCCAGACCUCUGUUCUAGCUCUAUUUGGAUGCUUGUUUAUGCACCAUAUUAACUAUAAAAGUAAAAAAGGAAAUCCCAGUGUGAAUCAGUUUGUCAUUCUGAUGUGCUGAGUAUCACUACCCUAAAUAAUUGUCCUGGUAGACUGUGUUUAAACAGUGUGAGGGUAUAGUGAAUUUCUGAAAAAUAAAGCUAUUGGUGAAGUUGUGAUAUAGUCAGUUAUUUAUAUGGAAAUUACAUUUUAAUGUUAUGUACACACAACAACAAUAACACUGAGUGAAGGUUAUGCUAUUAGGAUAAUAUGAGCAGAUCUCCUCUGGGAGUGGGGCCGGCCCUUUAGACAUCUUUGUCAGGUUUUAUUGUCAGGGAGGAGCAAAUGGAAAUGCUGAGGUCAAAGGAGCUGUUUGCAAAAUCAGAUCUCACCACACAGAUGAGAGAGACAGAGGGAAGCUCUGGAAAAUUCUGACACACAACUCCACAAAUUUGAGAUUAGAUUUAGAUUCUGUUGAUGAAAAAAAUCUAAAAAAAACUCCUGCUGAACUGAAGCUCGGAGAUGACCUGGGGAAGCACAGCGAGUGAAACAUUCUGCAUUCAGGAGGACUCAGAGCUGGAACUGUAUUUUACUGCGCACACAUCUUUCUUUCACAAGGUCAGACGAUCAGCGGAUGAACAAAUCGACUGGAGGAAACAGGAGUUGACUGUUAGUGAGAUUCAUCAGAAGGUGAAGGAAUACAAUGCACAGAUCAACAGCAACCUCUACAUGGUGAUUAAUAAAGACGGGUCCUACACUGGUUUCAUCAAGGUCCACUUCCAGUUAGUCCGCCCCAUCUCCCUCCCUCCCCCUCAGAGCCCGUGCUCGUCACCGGAGGAAGAUCAUCAGGACAGACGGAUGAAGCGGCGGACAUCUUUCUACCUCCCCAAAGACGCUGCCAAGCACCUGCAUAUAAGCUCCCAAACACGUGUGCGAGAAGUCAUCGAGGCACUACUCAACAAGUUCACAGUGGUGGACAACCCGGCAAAGUUUGCCCUGUUUGAACGCACUGAGAGACAAAGCCAAGUGUUUAUGCGUAAACUGUCUGAUGAUGAGUGUCCCCUCUCCCUGCGCCUGUGUGCUGGCCCCAGUGAAAAAGUCAUGAGUCUGGUUUUGAAAGAAAACGAGACAGGGGAAGUCAAUUGGGAUGCAUUUAGUUUUCCUGAGCUAUGCAACUUUCUGCGCAUCCUGAAGCGUGAGGAAGAGGAGCACGUGCGGCAGAUUGUGAGACGCUACGCUCUUGCUAGAGACACGAUGAAGCAGGCCAUGGCAAGGAUUAGUACUCCUGGUUGACUCUGAGUGAUUCAACUGAUCUUCAUAUCAACUUGAAGAAGAAUGUUCUGCCUCUUUGAAUAGUAUCAUUGAUAAGCAGUGUAAAAGGGAAGGAAAGAGCUCAGACAAUGACAUUUUUUUUUAAUAAAUAUUGUUUAUGGAGCAGGGAUACUGGUGUUACAGUUAAAGUGAACUACCUAAAGGCUGCGGCCCCGCUAAUUUUAUGGAAGCAGAGCCACUGUACCUAAUGAAGGAAAAAAUAGUUUAUCUUGGACUAAAUUGGAUGCAGUUCCUGUUUUCAAGUCCAUGCUGCUUGACUGGAUUAUUUAUAGUGGUAUUAAAAACACAAUUUUAGUCUUUCUUGCCAUUUAUAAUGUGACAUAUUUAGUUUCAUUUAUAUUCUGUGAGGCUGUUUUUAAAUUUUUGGCACUUUAAUGAACCUGUGAAAUGGAUUUGGGCAAGUUGAAAUGUGAAACAAUGUGUUUAUAUUCUAACUAUCUAAUAA
Molecule: messenger RNA, 2755 nt
Organism: Epinephelus fuscoguttatus (brown-marbled grouper)
Lineage: Eukaryota; Metazoa; Chordata; Actinopteri; Perciformes; Serranidae
Gene: rassf1
Product: Ras association domain family member 1
Exons: 5
Coding region: 1501-2271 (256 amino acids)
Biological process (GO): Ras protein signal transduction
Cellular component (GO): nucleus; microtubule cytoskeleton
Source: RefSeq, a predicted model, not a curated record